Molecule: messenger RNA, 1928 nt
Organism: Colossoma macropomum (tambaqui)
Lineage: Eukaryota; Metazoa; Chordata; Actinopteri; Characiformes; Serrasalmidae
Product: ubiquitin domain-containing protein 2-like
Exons: 3
Coding region: 61-792 (243 amino acids)
Molecular function (GO): protein binding
Source: RefSeq, a predicted model, not a curated record
CAAGGAGGGAGGGUGGACGGGGAGAGAAGAACAGAAAGCGAAAGAGUUGUGCUCUUCUCCAUGGGAGGCUGUGUGGGCAGCCACCAUGACUCUGCGACCAGUCUGAACGGAAUCUCGGACGGAACCGGAGUGGCCUUGGGGAGGAACCAACCUCUGCGGAGGGAAAAACCUAAAUGGAAGAGUGACUACCCGAUGACGGAAGAGCAGCUGUGCAGUAAGAGGGACGAGUUCUGGGACACGGCUCCUGCCUUUGAGGGCCGGAAAGAGAUUUGGGACGCGCUCAAAGCAGCGGCACAUGCUUUUGAGAGUGAGGAACAUGAGCUGGCUCAGGCCAUCCUCGAUGGAGCCAGCAUCACUCUCCCUCAUGGCACCUUGUCUGAGUGCUAUGAUGAGUUGGGCAAUCGCUACCAACUGCCAGUCUACUGCCUCUCCCAACCUGUCAACAUGACGGAGGAGCGAGCCAACAGUGACCCUGAGUUCCCACAGACCGCGGACCUCUCAGAGGCCCCAGCUGAGACAGGCCAGGAGGUUCAGCUUCACCUGCGUCUUUCUACAGGACGGGAUGUGCAUCUGGACGUACAUAGCACUGACUCCGUGAGCCACAUGAAGCGCAGGCUACAGGCGGAGGAGGGCCUGGCUACUACUGCCCAACGCUGGUUCUUCUCUGGCCGCCCACUGGCCGACAGGAGCACUUUGGAGGAGCUACGCAUCCCUAUAGACUACAUGGUCCAGGUGAUCAUGAGCCAGCCCCCGCUGCCAUCACCAGACCACCUAGUGCCAGAGGUCAGCUAGAACUGACCAGUUUUUUCUUAUUGACACAGACCUCACGAUAAAGAGAGGUGUAGGACUUUUUUGCACUGUUAUAAAUAUUUUCAUUUUGCUUUCCAAAGGAAUUAUGAUUUUUAAGGGCUCUUUUUACUCUACUGCCCUCUCAUGUCUGAAGUGACAAACUGCAACUAAUGUCUUCAACCAUUAUUUGGCAGGAGAUAGAGAUGCUUUCACAAGCACUCAGAUUGUCAGACAUGUUACAUGCAUAAGACUUUUAGUGCACAUAAUAUAAUAUACUGUGUAAGAGCGAGUCACUCUUUUGUUUAUUUAUUUGCUUACUUUUUGUCUGCUCUUUACUUUUGUGCAUCCUACUGCCGCCCUACUUAAUUUGCCCAUUCAUCCAUCCUUCCAAUCCUAAAACCAUUGUUUCUGUUUAAAAAGACACUAACACUUACACAGGCAACUACUAAAACUCACCCAAUCUACCUUGAACAUUUCUUUCUCAUAUGCAUCUAAAAUGGCCAAGACCUCUAUAACAGAAUUUCUAAUGUACUUUAUAAAAUUAAAUUGUUUCAUGUAUUUUUUUUUAAACUGCCCAUUUGCUUGAUCUAGACACCAGGCAUCUUUUCUUUUUAUGUAACUGCUGGCCCAUAGAUUGGUGUUGGGGGAAGGGGGUCAGAACGCACACUAUGCUGCAAUGCAUGCUGGGGACUGUAGUGCGUCUCAUGGUGAAACGGGCUACUAAGAACAGAAAAUUCAAAUCAUUUUGCGGCCCAAAUAGGACUGUCAGUCAGGCCCGCAGGCCUCAUGUUUGACACAUGGACCCUAAAAGAAUGGAAGUUGUAAUAAAGUGCAGAGUGCAGAAAGUGUACACACUAAAUACUAAAAAAGGAUAUUAUAUUUCAUUGUUGAGGCUUCUGUGUGUUUUCCUUUAAAUACAUGUUUUCUGCUUAUUUCUGGAAGCUGACGAAAUAAUAACGUGUGCUUAAUCGCCUUUUUGACUAGAAAUUUAAUAAAUGAAAGGGUGGUCUCUGACUUUUGCACAGGACUGUAUGUAUGCCUUCAAACAUGAUGUAUAAAGUGACAUGUCAAGUUUUACCUGUGUUCUAAUAGCUUUUUAUUAUGUUUAGCUGUGAGAUAUAAUCAUACUGCUGUUUUCA